AUGAUAAAUAAGAGUGAACAGGAAAGAAGUCGUGAAGGUUCUGGCGAUCGUGGAAUGCGUGGAACAUUUGCAUUUGGCUCAUCAACACCGCGCAUUUUAUCACAUUUAUACGGUAUAACACGAGAGUAUGGCAAUGAUAGAAUAAAUCCACAAGUUGGCCGACGAUCCUACACGACACCGACUUUUCCAACACUACGUUUCAAGACAACAGGCGCAUCAAUGAAUAUCCAGACAAAACGAAACGAUGAAUUGAUCAAGAAGCCAAGUGAUAAGAAUACAUGUCGAGUACAGUCAACGAGUUAUCAAUCGAAAGAAGGAAGUGAGGAAUUCAUGAAUUCUGUGAAAAAGAAGCUGGAAGCAAAGAAUAAUCAAGCAAAAUCGAUGAAAAAAAUUGCUGCUAAGGAGAAGCCGUCGAAAAAUGAAAAAAUUGAUGGAAGCAAAACAUCCGUUGAAAAGAAAUUUACUAAAACUGACUUGCCUGAAGCAUUCGAGAAAUUAUCUUCAGUGCGUGCCGGAUUUGGAAAUGAACAUGAAGCCUGGAUUGCUAAAGAACCAAAGUCGGAAACAACAUUUGCUGAGGAAAGACAAUUGUUAACUGCUGCUAGUACAGUUGAAGAUGAAGUAAGACCAUUGUCCACGGAGAAAAUUGUAGCAAACAGUGUAAAAACAUCAGAAGAAAGCGGAACUAUUAAGAUUCUGCAUGCGGAAAAGUCAGAAGGACCUGAAAUUGAUGUAAACAUUCAGUCAAGAUCAACUGAUCAUGAUAAUUUGACGGAUACAUUUUCAAUCAUUUCCAAAACAGAUCAUAUGGAAACGGAACACAAAAAUGAAACAGGACGAGAAUUGCCCAUUAAUUCAGAAUCCGAAAAACGUGAGUCAUUACCACCGUCCACUACUCUUAUUAAUCUGACCAUUGAUUCUGGUACUUCAUCUACAAAAUUAUCAUCAGUUACUGAUAAAACAUUUAGCCAAUCUAAUGACAGUAAUGAACUGAAGGACUGUCAAAAAAGUUCAGAAGAUGAGAUUAAGGAUGGAGAAACGGUACCGGAAACUUCAAUCAAUCCAGAAUCAGAAAAUGAUAAAUUGUCAAAAAUAGAAAAAUUGAUUCCGGAAAAUUUGCAUCAAUUACAAGGAAGCAAUACUGUAGCAUUCAACACUCAAUCUGAGCAUGCAAAUGCUGAGCAUGAAAUAAUUUAUAAUCAUAGCUAUUAUUCCGGAACUCCAAUAUCACAGGAAUGCAUUAAAAUAUCUGAUUGUGAAAAUUCUUUUCAUGAAUGUGAAAGAAGGAAAUCUGAAGAUGUUAGUGCAGAUGUUUCUGUGCUAUGA
Molecule: messenger RNA, 1326 nt
Organism: Acanthocheilonema viteae
Lineage: Eukaryota; Metazoa; Nematoda; Chromadorea; Rhabditida; Onchocercidae
Source: the annotation of a GenBank genome assembly